This is a messenger RNA of Prorocentrum cordatum, 1278 nucleotides long. NCBI's taxonomy places the organism in Eukaryota, Dinophyceae, Prorocentrales, Prorocentraceae. The record is from the annotation of a GenBank genome assembly.
GACCUGUCCGCGUGGCUCGCCGCGCUCGGUCUUCCGGAGCGCCUCUCGGACGCGGUGCGCUGGUGCGACCGGGAGGGCGCUGUCUUCCUGGAGGAGGUCGCGGACCCGGAGCAUGUCACGGAUCUAAUCGCUUUCCUCGAGCUCCCAGAGGAUGAGGCCAGGCGGGUUGCCGAGAAAGGCCAGGAGGCGCUCGUCCGGGUGCUCGGCCACACGGUGCGGCCGACGUGCUCCACCUGCCCCUGGAGCUCCUGGCGGUGCGAGCCCGGGCUGGGCCUGGGCGCGCGCACCCUGAGCGCCCUGACGGCGAGGGUGCCGUCCGGUGCCGAGCACGGCGCCGUCGACAAGAACGCCAUCGAGGGCGCCGGGGAGGGCGCCCGGGGGCCGGCCCUGGGCCUCCGCAAGCCGGUGCAGUGGAAGGCCCUCCACGUGCAGGCGGGCCAAGACGGCCUGCUGCCGAGGGCCGCCACUCAGCAGGCGCCGCUCCGGGAGGACAAGAUCCUCGGGCCAGGGGAGGCGGACCUGCCCCGCACCGCCACCUGCACGAUGCAGGGCCCCCUGGCCGGGAUCAUGAACUCGCUGCCGCUGGGCGCGCAAGGAGCGGGGCAGGAGCUGCAGGUGACGCCCCUCCGCAAGCUGGACACCUACUGCCCCCAGCUCGACGACCAGAAACUGACGCCGGCCGCCCUGCAGGCCCGGGAGACCAGGGACGCCGAGCGGCUUGAGGGGACGGUGUCGUCUUCCCUGGGCGGGCGGAUGGGGAGGACGAGCUCGAUUGGCAUGGGGAUCCGCCGCGCUGACACCAUGCAGCUGGCAGGGAUCGUGCCCAUGGAGCAGGCAGCGCUCGCGGCGGGAGGUGAUGUGCUUGCGUGUUCCUCGCGCGAGCGGCUGAACUCGCGGGUCCACGAAAAGAACGUCCUGCCGGUCAGCCUCGACCACGGGCAGACAGGUGACGUGUUCGCGCUCACCGUCGGCGACGAGAAGAUCGCGAUAUUCAAGCCGGUAAGAGGUGAGCACUUCGAGAGGAAGAGCCUGCGCACAGGCCAGGGCUGGGUGCGCGAGGAGUCCGUCUACCUUGUCGACCGCCUGUGCGGGUCGCAGGCUGGCGUGCCGGUGACCUCGCGCGGCACCAUCGAGGUGGGCGGCGAGACCCUCGAGGGCUCCGUGCAGGCCUUCGUCUCGGACGUGAUCGGUUUCAUAGAGGACUUCGCAAUGCCGCGAGACCCCGCCAAGGCGAACGAGUUCGUAGCCCAGACCGCGGCCGAAGCACUGGCAAUGCUG